UUGUGAUUUUUUUUUUUUUUUUUUAACCGAGAAUGACACAGAAAGACAAAGCAUGUACAAUGGCCUGGAUAUCUGUAAGGAACAGCAGCUAGACGUGCCCCUUAAUAGCAAUGGAGACCAAAAGCGAGGAAAGGAACCAGGUUACAGACUCGGGAAAACUACAGCAUUUACAAUUGUUGCGGCAGUCACAGUCCUCAUUUUGGGUUUAAUCGCUACCACGGCUACCCUGGCAGUCAGAACCACUAAGUCAUGUUUGGAUUAUGCGGAUGUCCCAUCAUGUCCGGAUGGAUGGGUUGGCUACCGAAGACAGUGCUACUUCUUCUCCGAGGUUGAAAGGAAUUGGACCGCCAGCAAGAGCUUCUGCUCUUCAUACAGUGCCUCCCUGGCUGGAAUUGACAGCGGCCUGGAGAUGACAUUCCUCCUGCGAUACAAAGGCAGCGUUUACCAUUGGAUCAGCCUCAGAAGGGAGCCCAGCCAGUUGUGGAAGUGGGGCAAUGGUUCUGAAUUUGACAACCGGUUCGAAGUAAGGGGAGGAGGAAACUGUGCAUAUCUGAAUGACAUAGGUGUCAGCUCGUCAAGCUGUGAGACAGAGAAGAACUGGAUCUGUGCUAGACCUGGUAGAUAUGGGAAAAGAAAAGAGAACAGGCUGGAAGGGAUGGCAAAACAGUAACCCUCACGAGAAUAAUAAUAAAUUGUUCUAACAAA
Messenger RNA from Dermochelys coriacea (leatherback sea turtle), 705 nucleotides. Its product is annotated as C-type lectin domain family 2 member D-like. The transcript has 5 exons. The coding region runs from base 53 to 670 and encodes 205 amino acids. NCBI's taxonomy places the organism in Eukaryota, Metazoa, Chordata, Testudines, Dermochelyidae. The record is from RefSeq and is a predicted model, not a curated record.